AUGGAGCCGCAGACGGGCGGCGGCGAGGAGGACGACUGCGUGGACUCGGGCGCCGAGACCGGAGGGUCUGACUACAGCCACAUGUCCUCCACCAGCAGCGAGCCGUCCCUGGAGGAGGCGCAGGACCCUUUCCUGGUGAGCAUCCACAUCAUCGCGGACCCAGGGGAGUCGCAGGCGCUGCAGGAGGCCGUGGACAGGGUGCUGGCCUGGGUGCACCCCGACCUGCAGCUGUUCCGGGUGUCGGAGCGGAGGGCGUCCCGGCGGCGGCGCAGGGCCUGCAAGGGCGCGCGGCCGGCGCUGGCCGUGGUGCUCUUCCUGCAGGAGGAGUUCGGCGACGAGCAGAUCCUGCACCUGCACCGCACGCUGCAGCGGCCGCCCUGGCGCCACCACCACACGGAGCGCGUGGCCGGCCGCCUGCGGCCCUACCUGCCCUGCAGCCAGGACUUCUUCUCGCUGGGCCCGGGGACGCCGCUGUGGGCCGUGCGGCCCGUGCACUACGGCCGGGAGAUCGUGCGCUUCACCGUCUACUGCCGCCACCACAGCUACGCCGACAGCCUCCGGCUCUACGGGCUCAUCCUGCGGCGCAGCCCCAGCCAGAGGAAGGCCGACUUCUGCGUCUUCCCCAUCUUCUCCAACCUGGACGUGGACAUCCAGUUCUCCCUGAAGAGGCUGCCCUGUGACCAGACGCCCGCGCCCGCCGACUCCGCCGUGCUGGAGUUCAGGGUCAGGGACAUCGGGGAGCUCGUGCCCCUCUUGCCCAACCCCUGCAGCCCCAUCAGCGAGGGGCGCUGGCAGACGGAGGACCUGGACGGGAACAAGAUCCUCCUGCAGGCGCAGAGGGCACUCAAGACCCCCAGGCCCGCCCGGAGCCCCCACCUGUCGGAGCAGGAGCCUCCUCCCCUGCCCUCCCCGAGCGGGAGUGUGUCCGGCCGCCACCAGCAGCCCCCCGCCGUCAGCCCCCAGCCCGCGCCCAGCCCCCCGGCCCGGCCCCCCGGGCACCUGCCGGAGUUGGUGGGUCCCGCCUGCAGCACCACCAGCCUCCCCUGGUCGUUCCAGAGAAGCAAGUCCCUGUUUUGUCUGCCCACGGGGGACCCACCGCCGGGCUCCUCCGCGCUGCCCCAGUGGUUUUCCAGCAGCGGCGCCCCUGGGCACAGGGCAUCGGGGCGCGGGCACAGCCAGCUAGUCUCCGUAGACGACCUGGAGGGGGCCCAGGAGACGGACGUGGACACGGGCCUCCGGCUGUCCUCCUCUGACCUGUCGGUGGUCUCGGCCUACUCGGCGCCCAGCAGCUUCGGCCGUGCCCAGGCCGCCCUGGGCCCCGGGGGGGUGCACAGCCACGGGCCGCAGCCCAAGGGGGUCCGAGAGGGGCCCCUGCCCACGGGGGGCGGGGGGGCGACCUGGGUCCCCCUCCUGGCUGUGUCGCCCGGGCCCCCCCCGGAGCUGCCAGCCCCUGCGCCCCCGGGGCCUGCGGGCCGCGACGCCGAGGAGUUCUACAUCUGACGGCCCUCGCCUGGCUCCGGGCACGGGCCCUGGUGCUGCGGCCCGGGGGGGCCCCGUGCUCCUGGCCCCCCUCCGCCCGGACCGCACAUCCCUGGGCACCUGAGCGCCGCCUCUUACCUGACAGGUGGCGGGCGGGCAAGACGCCGGCGUGUCUGUGCACCUGGAUUCUCCAGCUCCAGCCCGGAGACGCGUCCUUUGCCUCCUGCGCUCCCCCGGACAUCGGGCUUCGUGCACUUAGUGCGGUUUAAAUGCUUCGUGUAAUUACUUGAGAUGAAAAGCAAACCUAGUCAGCCGGAGCCGACUUGGCGAUUUUUCACGUCAAAAAAUGGAAGGAAAAGCAAUUAAAGCCAAACGGUGGAGUGUGGGGAAGCAACCAAGUGGCCUGUGCGAGAGACGGGCGCGCGGCCACGUGGACGGCCGGCUCCCCGGAGCCCACGCAGGUGCCCGCGGAUCCGGGUGGCGCCCCCAGCGAAACCCACACCGCCCGCCUGCUGGAAGAGUGACCGCGGCAGACCGCGGCGGCGCCCGGCCCCGUGCACACCCCGAGACGUGGACUUAGGCAAAGGAACCCCUGUACCCUGGGAGGGGUGAUCGUGAGCACAGACUCCCGGUGGGACCGAGGCAGGGCCUGAGAGCCAGAGGCCAGGUCUGCGUCCACCUGUCAACCACCGCGUGGCCCGAAGUCGCCAGGUCUGCGGAGACGCCCGCUCCCUGCAGGUACUUGGAUCCGGGAAGAACCGCGCUCGCAGGUAGAGCAUCAGGUGACCAGUCACGGCGGAGCGUCCUCCGACUGCUCCACGUCCAAAACCAGCAUCCAAGGGCUGCGCGUGUUUCUGUAUAAACGGCAGGAGCCGCAUUUUAUACCACGUUCUCCGCAAACGCGCAUUGUCACCCCCCCGCCCCCGGACCUUUUCACUUUCAAAUGAUUUUUAUGAUUUUUAAGUGACAUUUCGGUGGCGCAGGUUAAUAAACACCCCCGUCUUCUGCAGACGGGGAAGCUGGGUAGGAAUCGCCAUCCCGGACGCACGGUCUCCUCGCCAGCCUCCCCGAGGGCGCGGACGCCUUAAUUGAAGCCGGAGCGCUAGCCCGGCCUCAGCCCCCGCCGCCGUCGUCUGCCUCUGUGGAAGCACGAGGGUAUUCAGGCAUCGGCUCCCUCCCGCUCACGUUUACAGUCCCCAGCUCUAGUGCCAAGUUGGCACGGGGUCGGGCGGGGGGUGCAGGCCGAGCUGGGCCUGGUCGCCGCUUCCUUUGGAAGCAGGAGCAUGGACGUGUCUGCCUUGCUGCUCUCCUGGUCGGGGCUCCUUGCUCCACGACUCGUGGCCCGGCUCCCACGUCCCUGAAAGCGCCCCCACGUCUGGGCACAGCCUCAGGACCCCUCUGCCCCCCGCCCUCCGUUAGGCCCCUGCCGUCCCCGUGCAGGGGACCUUGGGUCCCAUCCCCAACAUCCUGGAUAUUCCUGGCCUCCAAAUUACCAUCUUCUCCAUGUUACAUAAAUAAACACGCAAGCCUCUUCGAAUCCCCAGCCGGGGCGAGCAACCUGUUUCUAGAAAGGGCUACAUGGCAGAGGCGGGGCUUGCCAGCCGUUUGGUGCGCGGCCGCGGGCCGUCCUGUCGGGCAGCAUCCCCGCGAGCGAGCACCGGGCUGGGGCACCGAGGGGCGUCCCUCCGCGUCGCCGGUUCCCAGGCAGCCACCGCUGCCCUCCUCCUGGUCGGAGACGUGCCUCCCGACAGCUGGGCGGGGGGGAGCAGCAUGUGGACUCAGGGACGGAAAUACCAGGCCAGGGCGUCGACACACGGACGUCCUCCCACGAGCACGAGUCAGUGCGGCAUGAGCGGGCAGGCCGGCUGCCACGGGGGCUCCUCUGGCUCCUCUGGCCGGCGUGCCCGUGUCUGCCACACGUGUGUGCACGCCCGGGUGGCUCCAAGGCUCCCUGGCACCCCCCCCCCGGUAGCCCCCCGGAGCCCAGUGACCCGGGGGAGGCGGGCAGCGGAGCAGGACGUGCAAGAUGCCCCGGGUGCCAGGCCCGAAGCGGGGAUCCCAGCUCGGUCCCCAGCCAGGCAACCCCCACCCCCCGCCACCCAGGUGGUGCUCAGAGGCGGCUGCACACUCUGCAGAGACGGCCACAGAGACGCAUCGACAAGGGCCUGGCCCCCCGUCUGGCUGCGCCGACGUC
Messenger RNA from Nyctereutes procyonoides (raccoon dog), 3673 nucleotides. RefSeq names its product family with sequence similarity 124 member A (gene FAM124A). The coding region runs from base 1 to 1500 and encodes 499 amino acids. The transcript is spliced from 4 exons. The record is from RefSeq and is a predicted model, not a curated record. NCBI's taxonomy places the organism in Eukaryota, Metazoa, Chordata, Mammalia, Carnivora, Canidae.